AUGACAUCGGUGGCGUGCGCGAUGACAUCAGUGGCCAGCGGGUAAGAUGGCGUCCUGUAAUGAAGCAGGAAAUAAUGUCAAAUUUAUCUAGUUUUUGGAAAAGUUCAUUCUGUUCGGGGCAUUGCAGUAAACGUUUCAGAAGAUAGAAAACCCGCAGAUUCUAAAUGGCCUCAAGGAAAUCAGGAUCAGAUUUUCAAAACUCUGGAGCAUGCUUUAGUUAUCUGGAUGAUGUCACAUUUAAGAUUGGCGAUAAGUUCAAGAUUCCAACUAAAGUGGGGUUUCCAGUUGGACUUUGUGUAUCAGACAACUCUACACGAUUUAAAGAGUUUCAUUACGAUUUAUCUUUAGAGAAGAAAACAAUAAAAUGGGCCAAAGAGAUCAAACAAAUUAAAGCUGCACAAAAGAUGGCAAGUUUAAAUAGGGAAGCUACUUCAUUGACAGCUGAAUCUGAAGUCAUCUUGGAGAGAAAAGGUGGAAUCCAAUCCACUGAUGGACCACAUUCUUCAGCGUUUCCACUGCCUUUUAACCCUUUAUUUGCCGACCUAAGGCAUAGCAAGAUUCUAACCCCGUUGCCAGCUAACAGCAAUACAUUGAAGCAAAAAGAUCCAAGCCCCCCCAACACAACUAAAUUCAAUCUUGCAGAUUUUGAAAAUGAAGAAGAUCCUUUUGAUAAACUGGAAUUGAAAACACUCAAUGAUAAAGAAGAACUCAAAAAUAUUCUUGAAGUUCAAGCAAGUUCACGACCGAUGAUCAUUCCACAAUUGAAUAAUGGCCUAAAUGUGCAGAUUGUAAGAUCCACAGAAGCAUUAACAAGCCCAGAAGUGCAGGUCUCAAUAGUGGAGGCCACCUCAGAUUUCAAAUCCCUUCAUAAGCCAAAUGGCCUCAUAAAUUUGCCACAGUUGGAGAACUGUGAAGAAGUGCCCUUUUCUGCCAAAGUAUCUCUCCCGCCUGCUUCCUCUGUCAGCAAUAUCAAAUCUCUCUCAUUUCCUAAACUGGAUUCUGAUGAAAGUGAGCAGAAGACUGCUAAACUUACUGGCACUUUCCACAGCACAAGCCUACCCAAUGGCACUUUGUUUAGUUCAGUAAAGAACUGUGAGCAGUACAAAGGCAGUGGUUUGAAUGGACAUAACCUCCCUGUUGUAUCCAUGCGUUCUUCCUCAAGUUUUGACCUUGGGAUUGAUAACAACACCGGAGUGCUGUCGUCAAAGUACAAAAUUCCAUCAGUUCUAUCAACAAUUGGAAGAGAGCAAUCCUCACAAAGCAUAGCAAAAGUGGUUAAUUCUGAAAACCACCCUGCUACAGAAUUGUCCAUCACUAAUGUUGGAGAUGUAUCACAGAGAUUGGAGUGUCAUGAUCCACUUAAAGCAUUAACACCAAGUGAGAGACAAUGUGCAGAAACUAUAGUUGGCAUGGGAUAUUCCUGUGAGAAUGUAAUAAAAGCCAUGCAGAAACGAGGAGAAAACCUUGAACAAGUGCUUGAUUACUUGUUCAUUCAUGGACGACUCUGUGAGCAAGGCUUUGAACCCACACUCGUAGAGGAAGGCCUAGAAAUCAAUCAGUGUUCAGCGCCAAAGACCCUGGAGUUUCUUCACCUCAUGUCUAAAUUCAGAGAAAUGGGCUUUGAACAGGCUGUUAUCAAAGAAGUUCUUGUUCUUCACAACAAUGACCAGGAGAAAGCUCUGGAAGACUUAAUGACCCGCGCAGGAGCCAGCUGAAAGCAUCUCUUCUAUCUCUGCUUGAUUGAGGGGAGAGAGAAGAAAAAUAUCAUCCCACGUACUAUUCAUUUUCCAGCUCUGUUGAUACAUGUGGCUGUAUAUUUCUUUAUUUUCUAUUUGGAAGGGUGGGUAGGGGAUGAGUAAACUAUGCUUCAUAAGAAAGUCUAAAUUGAAGAAGACAAAGUCCAAGAUGUCUGUGGUAGCACUCUUAAUGUUUUUACAGUUUACCCAGAUCACAGGGACCUGAAAUAAUAUGGCUGAAGUAUAUUUCACUCGUCAUUCUCAACAUGAGAGAAAAAUCUACUCAAAUGUUAAUUUUUCGGAGCACUACACUCUAUCCCAUUCCUCUUCCAGCAACAAUAGUACAACGUGCAUCAGCACUCUUGCAGUGGAGUUUGGUUUGGUAUGUGGAAAAGCUGGAUAAUAGCUUUUUUCCAGGGUUAAACCUGCUUUUUGUCCUCUGUCAAAGAAAACAUUUACAGGACUGUAGGCUAUUUUAAAGUUGUAUAUGAUUAGGUAACCUAUAAUGCAAUAGGAAUUAUUAGACUGGGACUAGUCUGUCAUCUGUCACUGGCUGGGUGCUGUGGUACCACCUAUGCAUUAUGUUUGCAAAACGCAAUGAAUGGGCAGAAAGAGCAAAUCUCUCAUUUUUAGCAGACAGGAAAACAAAUGAGCAAACCCAGCCUUGAUUUGCGCUGCACUCCUGUGCGGGUCGAUUUCAUAUAGAUUCCCUUAUAGGAAAUCUAUACAUACACUCUGAAAAGAAUUGCAGCGUGAGGUAAAAUUUACAUCUCCUUAAGCACUUUCUUUGAUUUGUCUUGUUGCCACUGCACUUGUUUUACUUACACUCGUCAAAUGUUACAUUAUGUCUUCCUCACUGCUGUAGUUCUGGAGUGUUUAUUUACUAUUAAUCUUCAUUAUUAACUGCAACAGAUUAUUUUUUCGUAUUAGAACAGAAAUUGCAUUGUUCUGUAUUGUAACAUUUCACAAAACUUUGAAUAUCAGAAGCAUUUCUGAAUCUUAAAUGCUAUAAAGUUUGUUUCUGCUAAAACAGGUACUAAUAAAACUUUAAAAAAUGUG
Molecule: messenger RNA, 2795 nt
Organism: Amblyraja radiata (thorny skate)
Lineage: Eukaryota; Metazoa; Chordata; Chondrichthyes; Rajiformes; Rajidae
Gene: ubap1
Product: ubiquitin associated protein 1
Exons: 7
Coding region: 165-1715 (516 amino acids)
Biological process (GO): ubiquitin-dependent protein catabolic process via the multivesicular body sorting pathway
Cellular component (GO): ESCRT I complex
Molecular function (GO): ubiquitin binding
Source: RefSeq, a predicted model, not a curated record